Racocetra persica is the source of this 345-nucleotide messenger RNA. Lineage: Eukaryota; Fungi; Glomeromycota; Glomeromycetes; Diversisporales; Gigasporaceae. The record is from the annotation of a GenBank genome assembly.
AUGGUAGUCCGUAUUCAUGAUACAUAUUAUGAUGCUAAGGCAACCCUAUUAUCGGAUGAUGCUAUCAAAAAAAUUAGAGAAUCCAGAGGGGCCAUUCUAUCUCAGCGUGUUUUGGAUAAAAAUUUCAAGACUGAUAAGUCAAAACAGAAUCUUGAAGUAGUACCACCAGUACUAUCUACGUCUACUCCGACUAUGAAGAUUCCAAAAAAGAAUGGUCAAAAAAAGAAGGACUCUCAUGAAUUAGAAAUAAGACAAAAAAAAAUGAGAACAAAGAUGACGUGCUCUCUAAUAAUUUGCCAGAUGCAUCCUAAGAAAAAAGGUUGGAAUCUCUUCUUGAAAACUUAG